Molecule: messenger RNA, 2682 nt
Organism: Botrytis fragariae
Lineage: Eukaryota; Fungi; Ascomycota; Leotiomycetes; Helotiales; Sclerotiniaceae
Product: putative diphthamide biosynthesis protein 1 protein
Exons: 4
Coding region: 1-2682 (893 amino acids)
Biological process (GO): protein histidyl modification to diphthamide
Molecular function (GO): 2-(3-amino-3-carboxypropyl)histidine synthase activity; protein binding
Source: RefSeq, a predicted model, not a curated record
AUGGACCCCCUCGAAGAUGGAUUUCUGGGUCGUUAUCAGCGGGACAAACAAGGAGAUUUGUCCGACCUAAACGAAUUACCCAUUUCAAACCCACUUCAUCCAUUGAGACUAAAUUCUAUCCCAUCACAGAUUUCUGAACCGCCUCGCGUACCUAACUCAACAUUUCUUCGGAAAUUCAUGGCCAGAUCUAUCCUCUUAGCUAUCGCAUCACCAAUCAUUCCUCAGACAUGCCAUUUAGCAAACCUACCCAAGGAAACAUUUCGUAUCAUACUAGGACAUUUACCCCCAUCCUCAGCUUCGUCGCUAGCACUCACCUGUAAAGGGUUUCUCGCGGCAGUAGGAAAUGACCCUUUCAAGGCACUGUCGAGGGAUCGUUGUGAGACAUAUGUUCUUUUAUGGUUCAUUGCAAAAGACCUACCCCGUCAAAGUGUCUGUCAUUCUUGCAAUCGACUCCAUAACAAUGAAACCGCAUUGAGAUGUUAUCGAGAUGGAAGAAACGGAUGUGGAGAAUCUCAAAAGAGGCACAAAGCUCUGAAGUGCCGAUUAGACACUCGUCUUGACUGGGACUACAAAGAGUUGAUAGAUGAAGAUUUUAGUCCAAGGAUUUUUAAUAUGGCUAUGAAGCAUUCGCUCCACUAUCCAGAUUGUGAGGAAUUCUUGACUGCACUGUCUGGAGAGUGUAGAGCUAAGAGUGAUUGGCGUGGUUGGAUCGAAGAAUCCCAAACAGAUUGUCGAAUUCUCCGGGGAUCCUUCAUUCAUCGUACACAGAUGGUUUGGAUCACACCCACAAACAACCGAAUGCCAUUCGGUUUGACUAUGGAACAAUGUGCUCACACCAGGGUAUGCCAUAUGAACGGGAUUAUUUACACAAGGUCCUAUGGUCUUUCAAGUGGCGACGACGAUGCAGAUUCGCAGAGUCUUUCGUGCGAUUGGGACUCCCCAGAGAUUACUUUGAAUGUAUUGAAGUGCCGUCGUUGCUCUACACAAUGCCAAUUGACCAUGAGACCCUUGCCCGUGGAAGGGUCAGGAAUGGCAAUUUACAUUACUAGAUGGGUUGAUCUGGGAUCCGGCACAUUGGAUGAGAAAUGGCAAAGAUAUUUUCAACGAGGUAGAUUCGAAUUCGAAUAUCAGCAGCAACCAGAUUCGUUAUUUUUGUCUUCGUGCCCGAGAACUGAGAGACACAAGUAUCAGUGGAAUGAGGUGCAAACGCCACGAUCUCUUCCAACAACCAUGGUCGUGAUUACUCAUCAUUGUCUCUUCAAAUCCCGUGGUUUUGAUUCGUCGUCGCUACCAGAAUCUAUCAGUGAUUCUGUGCCGCGGGAUAACAAUAUGGAGGAUGACCGUGCAGAAGUCGAUUUGGGGGUAGCUGUCGAUGUGGAAAAUAUUCUCGAAGAGCCAGUGGCGCAACGCCAACCAAAGAAACGUUUCGUGGGAAGAAAGCAAGCUGCGGAAGCUGCUGCACGCAAUGGCAACAAUACAACUCCUGGGACAGUGAUGCCAUUCAAGCUAAUGUUACCCAUAGUUGCGACUCCUAGAAGAAUUCGAACAUUAAAUCAAGUGCCUCCCGAAAUUUUGAAUGAUCCUGAUAUCAAUGCUGCCAUCGCUCUCCUUCCACCAAAUUAUUCCUUCGAAAUACACAAAACUAUACAUAGAAUAAGAAUGAACGGAUCAAAGAAAGUUGCGCUGCAGAUGCCUGAAGGUCUACUCUUAUUCGCAACCACAAUUUCGGACAUUCUCACACAAUUCUGUCCUGGAAUCGAGACGCUCAUAAUGGGAGAUGUUACAUAUGGAGCCUGUUGUAUUGAUGAUUAUACCGCUCGAGCUUUAGGCUGUGACCUGUUGGUACAUUAUGCGCAUUCAUGUUUGAUUCCAGUGGAUGUUACAAAGAUCAAAACUCUCUACGUUUUCGUCGAUAUCAGCAUAGACACGGCACAUUUACUUGCAACUCUGGAGAAGAACUUUGCCUCAGGAAAGACCAUCGCCAUGGUAGGAACAAUUCAAUUCAAUGCGACAUUACAUGGUGUUCGAGCGCCGCUCGAGAAAGCAGGGUAUAAUGUUCUCAUUCCUCAGAUUUCCCCUCUUAGCAAAGGCGAAAUCCUUGGAUGCACAUCUCCUCAACUAUCAACUGAUGGUGUCGAUAUUAUUCUUUAUCUUGGCGAUGGUCGUUUCCAUCUUGAGAGUGCAAUGAUCCAUAAUCCGUCGAUACCAGCUUACCGAUACGAUCCCUAUUCUCGAAAACUCACUCGUGAAAGUUAUGACCACAAGGAAAUGCAUACUCUGAGAAGAGAUGCGAUUGAAACCGCGAAACCUGCAAAGAAGUGGGGACUCAUCUUAGGUUCUCUUGGUCGUCAAGGAAAUCCACACACCAUGACAAUGAUUGAGAGAAAAUUGGAAGAGCGAGGAAUCCCAUACAUCAACUUACUUUUAAGCGAGAUUUUCCCUGGAAAACUAGCUAUGAUGAGCGAUGUCGAGUGUUGGGUGCAAGUAGCAUGUCCAAGACUCAGUAUCGAUUGGGGAUAUGCUUUCCCCAGGCCUCUGCUCACGCCAUACGAAGCAUUGAUCGUAUUGGGCCAAAAAGAAGAUUGGGCAAAGAGCAACAACGAUGUCUAUCCUAUGGAUUACUAUGGAAAGGAAGGUCUUGGCAGAACCAAGCCUAUCUCGAGUAUUCCAGUUGCUGGCUGA